This is a messenger RNA of Trichobilharzia regenti, 4697 nucleotides long. NCBI's taxonomy places the organism in Eukaryota, Metazoa, Platyhelminthes, Trematoda, Strigeidida, Schistosomatidae. The record is from the annotation of a GenBank genome assembly.
AAAACUACUAAUUUAACUGUAUCUCGAAUCGGAAACUGUAAUUAGUCCUACACACUAGAAAUUAAUGGAUGCAUAUAGUUUAACAAAUAUUGUUCAUUCAAAUGAAAAAAACGACCUCGAGGUACAAAUAGCAUCGUUACAGAUGAUAACGGAAUAAAGAUGUCUUGUCUACGUAUAUAUACACAUAUAUGUAGAUACAAUGCAAGUCGAUGUUCUGUUUUGUUCGCACGCAGAAAAUGGCAUUGGAUUUAGCUAACUGGUGCAGGAGAAUUAGAGGCUUCAAAUACCUGAUAUUAACGAAAACGAGAACACUCGUAGAUUGUAUGGCCGGUCUUAAGUUUCAUUUGAUAUUACAUUCCUUGUGGGGUUCGAAUUUCGCUUUUUGUGCCUGCAUGCGUGGCAGUCUUUCUGUUAUAAAGGUACACUGUUAGGCUUCAGACUGAAUUUUUCUUGUUUGAAAAUGGUAUAUUUGGCAGUAGUACUAUUUUUUAAAUCUGGCUUGUGAUUUUUUCAGUUCUUUCUUAUUUCACUUAGCAGACAAAUAAAAUCGCUCCUGUUAAUUAUCUUCAAACUUAAAACAUUGAGAGGAACGACUCACUAUAACUGUUAUUGUGUUGUGAAUAGGGCUGUAGAGACAGCUGUUAUUUCUUUAAUGAAAUACAUUGUGAUGAAAUUUUUCCGUCAGUAAAAUGAGUGGUAAGAUUCAGUAUUUAAGAGCACCUCGUAGUUUAUGGUAUACUCCCGUAAUCGUUGUUUUGCGUAGCUUUCCUGACAUGUUAUUCUGGCAUAAUAGGCAAAAGUUCUAAUUGUCAAUUUUUGACGUAACCACAUAUAAAUGAACAUAAAUUAGCUGCUAUCUGUGGAGGUCUUUGUGCAUCUGAAACAGUAAAGUUCUGCACCUUAUAUUUUGUGUACAAACGUUGGCUACAUGCGUAGUUUUGCAUCUGGCUGCAUUGAGAGGAAUCAAACAUUCCUUUGAUAACAUUGAUGUGUUAUUAAGUUUUAUUUUAGGAGUGAGUACUAAGUUUUCCUCACUUAACUCCUAAAUUUUUGAGUUUCCAGUCAAUACCAUGUCUUUUGAUAUUCGACUGUGUAUUCACACUUAGGAGUUGGCAGUUCCUGUCUCCUACAGACAGGGAACCCCUCUGUUAAUUUCCAACAUAGUUUCGGCAAAUUUGUGUAGGUCAUAUGGACAGGUCCUACGAAAAAUUGUACUGACGGCUGUGUUUGUUAUGAGGUAUAAAUUUCAUUAAAACUAAGGUUUGAUAUGGAUAGCAUGACGGCUUUCCAGAAUUCUCUAGAGAAUUAAUUACGACACUGGAGACUUUUUUGACAAACAGUAGCACUUAAUCUUCUAUUUUUUGUUUUGUCGUACGAUCUGACAAUAUUAAUUCUUCCUUCUCAUUCUCCAAUUACUAAAUGAUCCGAAUUUCAUUUUCACUGAGCAGGUUGGAAUGUGUUUUAGGCUUAUGCAUCCCUAACUUCAUAGAUAUUUCUGGUGCUACUGGCGUUAUCACAACUGUUGUUUGUAAAAAGUUGCAUAUCAGGCGUAUAAUAUGAUAGAUAAUGUCAACUAGAUUUAUGGAUAAGAGUAACCACUGCACCGUUCCAGCUGUCAUAAUAUCUUUUGUUCAAGGGGUGGUAUAAAAGUAAAAGUCAAGACAUUGGUUGCACAUACUCUUAGAUCCUUGGAUGUAUAUCGUCUGACACCUUUGUUUCUCUUUCAUUCCGGUACAAAUACAUUUUGACCAACAUCAGUAGUGUAUACAGUGUAGUGUCAUUGUUCCUAUUCGUAAUAAUACGUCUGGCAGUAAUUCUACAUUAACGAGCAUAUCAAGGCAGCUUGUCAUAGCAACAACUUCUUUCCUAUUAUCUUGAAUUAUUUAAGAUGCUUUUAUGCUACCAGUUGAUGUAGGAAUGUGGUAGUGUGUUUUAUUUUCUCAAGAUUCAUAUGAGGAAAAAGGUUUUUAGGUUGGUUUAACGCGAUCCGAGCUUUAAGCGUGUUCAAGUGUAUUCGAAACUGGCAGUUUGCUGAGUUAUAUUCAUUUCGAUGUGUUGUAUAACUUUUCUAUCUCUGGAAUAUCGACAGAUAGCUAGGUCCUAUCACUUUCUUUAGAAUUUGUCAAUUACAAAUCUCAUGCUUUGUCUAUGGAAUGUUGUUUGAGUUUUAUUCAAACAGUUCAUUUCAUAGAGGAUUAAGUUACCUAAGGAUAGAAAUGUGUCACUGUAGCAUAUUGACUUUUAUUGUCGAAAAAUCUAACAAAACGCAUGUGUUUUUAUUCUUUAUCAACAUUGUAAAUCUCACAACUCUUCAUUAGAUUAUUCUCCCACGAAUAUUUAUCCAUUACAUUCACAUUCCAUUUCAGCUUUUUUUCUAACUGAUUAACGUCUCAGUACAGUAACGUGUAGACUCAUUAGUUAAUGUUAUCCAUUUGAAUACUGCCUCCCCCCUCAGAAGUCCGAAUGAUAAGUUUACCAUUCUCAAUAAGGCGUUGUUUAGACUCAUUUUAUGAAUACCUUCAGUAGAAACGUAAGCUUUUCUUUUUCAAAUGCGAAGUAGCAACUUAAGACUGGCUAUAGUGCUUGCGGAUGGAGCGUCCACCUAAAGGAUACUCCGGAUGACAUAUGACAUGUAGCUUGACACACUCAAUAGGUUUCAUUGAUGUUUAUUUAACCUAUGAAGACUUUCAUUUGAACUAGUUAAGAGAAAUAACGUUAACCUUCAAUGAUUCCGAUCUACUUUUUUCGUGCAUUGCCGUAAACUUCCAUGCAUGUAACAGCUAAUUCACAUUUACUAUGUAAGGACUGAUGGUGUUAUGUAAUUGCCGAAACUUUGGAACGUGGUUUCAAGGGGAAAUUAAUUGUACGGAAUUGAGAUUCUCAGAGUACUUGAACCACCUUUCUAAAACAAGGCUUAUAUUGAGGUGCUUUGUUUAUUUAUUAAGAUGACACUCAAAAUAAUAAGAAAGUUUAGUUGUAAUUCACUUAUCACAUCGUCUUUUAAGUUCAUUGUUAAUCAUGACUGGAGUUUUAGCCGAAAUAUGUUGUGUAAUUUUUAUUCCUUAGUGUUUCGAAGUGAUUGAUUGCAUGUAUUGAAGAUUAAAAGUAACACUAGACAGCAAAUAAAGUGUAUGGAGAAAUUUAUAUUUCAGUAACGAUUUCAAAUGAUUUCUGAUUUGUAAAUCAAGAUAGUAAUAGUAGUAAUACUGUUUCAUUGCCUACAUUUCCUACGUAAUAUUAAGCAUGCUUUAAGUGUUUUCACUGAAUAUCAUUGCCUUCUAAAAUUUCUUUGCUUUUUUGAUUUUAGAAAUGAUGGCUCAUUCUGGUUCAGCAUUACCUCCAGGAUCAGUUCUAAUACAGUCAGGUCAGACAAACCCUCAGGGUGCAAAUAUGGCAACUUUACAAACAAACAGUGUGACAAGUGUUCCACAGAAUCUCCAAGUAUGGGCACCAUCACCGCCUGGACCUAUGGCAGUCUCAGGCAUAGGACAACCAAGGAAUUCAUCUAACUUAGUUACUCUUCCCUCUGGACAAACAGUACUGAUGGCUAAUUUAGUUACAACUGCAACCACAGCACCGAUUUCACUGCCCACCUCCACUCUUGCUCAACAGCAAAUCCAAGUUCCACCGGUUAUCGCACCUGGAAACCCUAUUGUAUUACCAAGUCCUACGCCCAAUGGGCCGUUAACUACACAGCUCACUAAUCCUACUGUUAUACAUGGUCCGAAUGGCCCAAUGUCUAUGGCUUUACCAGGAGGAAUAAUAAGUAGCAAUCCGCUAAACUCGUUUAAUAAUCCAUCAAAUGCUUUUGUUUCCACUGCAUUAGGAAACAUGGCUACUGAUCAACCUGUACAUAUCGCCCAGAUUGUUGACAAUCAGCUGCAUCCAGGAACAGCAUGUUUCACUUCAAAUGCUGGGUUUCAGGGAGUAGCCCUAUGAACCAAAUGAUUUUAGACUCUUCAGGUUUUAACCUUGGGACUACUCAGUCGCCAAAUAAAUUGAUUAAUAUGUCUCCUGUUAAACCUCAGACAUUAGUAUCUUCUUCUAUGCAACCUGUUUCCACUAGUAAUUCAUUCAAUACUACUGAAAAUAUUCCAAGAAGUUUGUCAGUCAGUUUUUCGUCUGACAUUGAGAUGUCACAGUCAGAUACAUCGAUUUCCCAGGCAGCUAUCGUUUCAAGUACUCAGAAUUUACCUGUUCAAGAAAUAAUAUCACAAUCAGUUCAAGAGGAUAGUUCAUUGACAACUGUAGAAAACAGUGUAUCCACUUUAGCACCAGUUACUACCAAUUCCCUACCCGAAGAAGUACCUAGUACGACAGAAAAUAAUCAAACAAAUAUUGACACCAGUUGUACUGUCGGUGAACAGGUGACUUCAGCUUUCACAGCAGAUUCAUUGUCAGAGUUGUUAACUGAGAUGGAGCCACACUUACAACUAGACCCUGAUGUUGAAGAGGUUAUGACAAAUUUAGCUAAUGAAUUUAUAGCCAGCUGUGCAGAAAAAGCUCAGAAAAUUGCUUCGCAUAGAGGUUCAUCAAGUGUUGAGGGAAAAGAUAUUGUAUUUUGUAUGGAACGUGAAUGGAACAUUAUUGUACCAGGUUUUGUGUCUGAUGAUCAUCGGCCUGUACGUAAAAAUUUAACCACUGAAGCUCAUAGACAACGUUUAGCCUUAAUUAAAAAACAAAUUAAAAAGAUGUAA